Molecule: messenger RNA, 5625 nt
Organism: Paramuricea clavata
Lineage: Eukaryota; Metazoa; Cnidaria; Anthozoa; Malacalcyonacea; Plexauridae
Source: the annotation of a GenBank genome assembly
AUGGACGAAAAGUCUGUUAGAUUUAGCACAUCACAAAACAUGCAAGUGAAACUAACCGAAUUAUGUUUGUGUGUAUUUUUUAGUGUUUAUAUAUCAAACCUUUCAGUGGCAAAGCCAACAGCAGGACCAAAGUUAGACAUAUCUUCCAUCAAGUGAACCAAGGUAUGUAGUUUUGGCUUCCUCAUAAUAUCUGGGUGCACUUCUUCCAUACUGUCCAAUAGACUAGAUAUUAUGGCCAUGAUCUUUCCAUAAUCCCGAGUGUCAACAUGUGAUGCAUAUGAAAUAGAAAACACCUGUCAAAUAGGGAAUAAUGAUGAUAAUAUUAAUAAACACAAAAUUGCUUGAAGCUAAUGUCAGUAUUUUCCAGGUUACAGGAAUUGAUAUUGCACAUUAUAAGAAACUAUAAAUAGAUGGGCAAAAAAUACCAUAUUUCAUAGGCAUAGCGUAUAAAUUCACUAAACUCAGCAAUGCGAAAUUUUAAAACUGGAAACCCUACAACUUCCAAUAGAUAUUUCCGGUAAUUACGUCACCACUAACACUGUUUUCAACUAGGACCGCCUUAAAUGGAAUAUAUUUCAAGUUUGUUUCUCACGGGCUAUGGUCAGAGAAGCAGAACAUCCUUUGUCAACACAUGCAUCAAAAAGAAUUUUGGACUUUGACCAUUAAACGUGGAAAUAAGCAUAAACAUGAAAACGAGGCUGAGGGGCCAAGCCACCUCUUGGCCCCUUAGCCUCGUUUUCGUGUUUAAGCUUAUUUCCACAUUUAUUGGUCAAAAUCAAAAAUUCUUUUUGAUGCAUGUGUUGACAAAGGAUGUUCUGCUCUUCUGACCAUAGCCCGUAAGAAACAAAUUUAAAAUCCAUUUCAUUAAAAGUGGUCGUAAGUUGAAAACAGUGUUAGUCGUGACGUAAUUACCGUAGAGGUCUAUUUAAAGCUCAUAUCGUAACAGCUACGGUUUUCCAGUGAUGUUCAAAAUUGUGUUAUCUUACUUAGCUCAUUGUCCAUAUUUAUAUAAAAUUAGCAUUAUUGCAAAGAAAAAUGCUAGCUAACAUAAAAAUAUCAUUCUCAAAUUCAUUAAUAAUUCAUGAGUAAAUUAGCCAAUGAUAAUCACCUAUUUGAUCACAAGAUGCCAUUUGGAUACUUGAUGAAAGUCACUAGUGUUUUCAUCAAAUAUCUUAAUUACGCAUGCAAAAUUACUUGAAUAGAAUUCCUAAUUACGUUAUGCUUGGUUAAGAAUUCUAUUCAAAUCAGAAAACAAAAACAUUCCGUUACGUCUCGAUUCAUUUGAGAAGCCAUAUAAACAACUCGAGCUCGUGUCUCACCGGGAUAUCCAAACACUCGAAAACAAUGUACGAAGACACUCGCGCUCGUGUUCUCCUACAUUGUUUUCUCGUGUUUGGAUAUCCCGGUGAAACACUCGCUCUCGUUGUUCAUCUAUUACGUGAAAACUUUAUGUUGCACGCGUCAAAACGUUAUUUAACCCAUUAAGUCGCAUUGUGCCCGAUGCGCCCUAUUUAUUAUUUUACUCUGUCUAACGCCAGACGAUUUUACUCAUCAAGGGGAGAGCACUGGCGCUUAAUGGGUUAAAUAAUGUCAUACUUCACUGAGAUUUCUCCACACUUGUAGUUCCUCUUCUGUGACUAUAUCCAUAAGUAUGAACACAGCUAUUUGUGCCCAUAGCUUAAAAUCACGUCCAACAUAUGAUCCAUACAUUGUUGUAAUGCUGCUAGCCACUUUUCCAGGGAAUGCAGAGAAAUCAAAUACUUCAAUUCUGGCUUUAACUUUUUUCUUGUCUGCAGGUGAAAGGCCUUUCAUUGUUUUUGCCAAGAGGUAUUUCUCAGCGCCAAGUAAUAUUGUGUGCAGUAUUUCAACAGGUGUUUGCCUAAAAAAAGAAAAUUGAAAAUUGUUUAAUGAAUAGGUAAACACAUUUAGGGGCUUCGGUGGCCAAGUGGUUAGCGCAUUUGCCUUUCACCUCUGAGGCUGCAGGUUCGAGUCUCACUAAGUACCUUCUCAGUGCGACUCGAACCCAGUCCCCACGUAAAAAGAGUUAAAAUCAACGCUCUGCCGAAAGCCGUGGGUUUUCCCCGGGUACUCAGGUUUCCUCCCACAGGGAAAGUUGACAGGGUGGGUUGGGUAAAAAGGGCCCACAGUAAUUGGCAUACGCUGUUGUGGUGACCCUGCCCUAGUUGGCAAAGCUAAAUAAAUAAAAACACUCAGAUGUAAGUAAUAGUUAAUACUGUUUAAUAUUCAUGUAAUGGUAAAAUUAAAUUAAAGUACAUCACAACUUAAAUGUGAACACAGUUGUUAGAAAAAGAUUGUGUAAAUAUUUUUGUUAACAAAUUAGCAUACAAACAUGCAUAAAACAGAGAAAAUGACAUUAAAAGGGACCGGUCAUUUGUUAAGGGAAGAGGGCAGUGGGUGAGAAAUUCCAAAAAUUUUAACUAUUUUUGAGACAGGAUGCCCCCUCCUAACCAGUAUCCUUUUACACGUGUUUUAUUUUAUUCAUGUUUUUAACGAGCCCACAGGGGAGUUAAAAUGCAAACAAGGGGAAAUGUAAACGAAUAGGAUUGAUGAUUGGCGAGGUGUAGGGACAAAGUUGAAAUUAGGUGGCCCACACUCACAUUUCAUAAUUAAAUUCUGGUUAUUGAUAAACGCCUAUUAAAGUUUCUCCAAGAACCAACAACUAGGUUUACAUGGCGAUAAAACACAUAAUACUAUUCUUUGUGGAAACACCGAAUUUAUUUGUUUUGAAAGCACGUUAUCGAGCCGGUGGCGUCAUAGAUCGUAAACUCCCUAUUAUAUAUUAACAUAACUUACUCAAUUGCACUGAAUGUUUUGAGUUCAUCAAAUUGACCACCACGUUCAGUUACACCAGUUUCUUUCCGCAGCAGUUUCUUUUGCCUUUCUGAUCUACAUGUAUAUGUGUAAAAAAACGUAUGUAACACAAUUGCAUCUUACGUACAUAAACUUGUAAAACUAUCUUACUUUGAAAACUAACAGUUACCGUGCAUUAAUUAUCGUGGAGACUGUAGUUCUUGUUCCUUCGUCAGUCCUUAUGUCGCCUAUUUCUAUAGCAUUUUCCUUUGUUGCCUAUUAGACAAAAAGUUAAAGUUUAUUCAGAAUUUAAGCUUAAAGUGUCAAAAAUUGAUCCGCGUUAUCUAAUUAACUGAUUAUUAAAUCUAGAAAACCUACGUCACAUGUUCUACAGAAAUGGAUUGCAGAACUUCCCAGGUGAUGAGUAAUCUCUGAAGCUCUCGGGUUAUCGCAUACAACGCAGAGAAUAGGACAUUGGACGAAAACGUCUUUUUUGGUGAGUGCGUCAUACAUUACAAUGCCUUCUUCAAGUUCUGUAUAAAGCAAAAUCAUAAUAUCUUACUAACUGGAAGUAAAGUCUGUAUACGUUAAAUUUUCAAACUGAGGUCUUGCUGUAUUGACUGAAUAGUGGAAGAUAGUGAGGUUUAUUAUGUGGCUGUAUGCCUAAUUUCUUGCUUCUGUUUGCAAUUAAAUCAAUUAUAAAAUUUGUGCUAUUGUUUUCCUCACAGGCCAAUAAUAAUUUCGUAUUGCCGGUUGCCAAUACGGGAAAAUCCUGUCACGUGAAUAGGCAAUAAUAAUAUAGCGUAAUUGAAGGCCAUCAAAUGAGUAUCAAUAUUCGUAUAAAUUUUCUACAUACUUGCUAGAUCGGUUGCAAUUACUUUCCCCAUCGUGAUUGAAUCCACUAAAUUAGACGCACAUAUAAAAUUUAUAUUGCUAAAUUUGGUGACAUCUUUUCUUGGCAGGCCUGCGAGAAAAAACGAGUACGUCUCCAGUCGGUUCCAUUUCUUUGAUCUGUUGCCACUUGUUUCAUCUGAAAAUAUCACGAUCGGAAGAGUUAGCGUCUCUUUGUCGCCAGCCAAACGUUUUGUUGGAUGAGGAUUUUGGUGCAUAGUAAUUUCCUGAAAAAUAAAAUGUUUUCAUGGUCAGGACGAACAGUCAGAACUGUGAGAAAAUAUUCGUUAGAGUGUAACAGAUAGAACGGCAGGAAAAUAAUUACAUACUAUAUGCAUACGGAUUAAUAUGUUAUAACAAUGUACAAGCAGCAGGAAAUAGACAAAUACUGUACCUUUUGAGUCAAAGGGACUAUUUGGCCAUUUGUUUCUUUGAAUGUUAAUGCUACUGACAUGAUAUCGCCAAUGCAGUUUAGUUCUAUCUCUUCUAUUUCAUCAGUGAUAACCCAUGAUUCUGGACGUGUAGGAAAGGUAUGUACUUUUAUAACAUCACACAUGAAUUUCAAACAGUUGUCCACUUUCUGUAAAUGAUACAUACUGCACUGUAAUAAACCCUUAGAAAAAUUAUCAUUGCAAUCUGCCAGGGUGCGAUAAUUCAAUAUUUUUAGCCGUACCUGACUGGUAUUCCGUGCCAUGCAUUUUAUACUUACGUAUUAUUUAGUGCUUCAAAAGGCAAAUUUCUGCGUACCUACGUGGUACUGAACUAAAAACAAAGAAGUACCAGACCAUAAAUUUGGCGUACCUUCGUUACGUUGGUACGCGAAUUAUCGCACCCUGUCAAUCGGCUUCAGAAACCGGGUUUACUCGAAUACUUUUAAUACCUUCGAAAAAAAAUUUUGUAUUUUGCCGUAAGAAAUGCCAUGUUCUCUCGACUUGUACUGGACAACAUCUCCAAUAUAAACUGUGAUGUUAUUCACAGUUGCAGAAGUGGUGUGGAACUGUUCACUGAUGUGCCACGUUCUACCCUGUGAAUGUAUGAAAUAGGUGAAUGGAGGUUUUUAAGAUUAAGUUCCCCAUUUUGAAAGGUCGAUUUACACAGGCGAUUUUUGACUGCGAUUUUCUCCUCCUGACGUAUGUUUCUAUUAACUAUGAUGCAAAUGAGUAUUUGCAGCACAAAUGUACAGAAACGAGUCAAAUGAUAUCCACUCGUGUAUAUAAUGCACUGGAUCACAUACGCCAAAAAUCGCCAGUGUAAACACACCUUAAUAUAGCAGUCUCAGCCCGGUAUAGUAUAUUCUAACAAAUGUUAGGCAGGGACACAUUACCUGGCACAUUUCUUCUAUGAUGUGUUGCGUUCUCUCAGGGUAUCUCGCAAGUUUUUGGGCGAUUAAUGGCGUAGCUAACUGCAUUUUUAUCAGGUCCGAUGGUGCUAUCCAGUAAAAUGGAUGAUCAUUCCCAUAACUCUAUUUGAAUGUAGAUUUAAGAAUUAUAUUCAGAUAACAUAAUAAAACGAUAGCUAUAUUUAGGCAUGCUUCAAACGUCGCGCAAAUUCCGUUGUGGAAAGUUCAUAUUUUUCCAGACCCAUGCCACUAAGCCGAACGUUAUUGGUUCACGAUUCAUGAGAACCAGGCUACUGGCAACCUCGUACCCAGAGUCAUUUCUCCGUCCUCAGACCCUGGAGACAUCCAGCUGAGUACGAUGUUGGGCUCCCGGGUCAAAAAAUCAUGCGUGACGUUAUUAUCGAGAGUCUAUUCAGAAGUGAUGCUCUUUCAUACGAUUGAUCGUUUCUGAUGCAUCUAACACAAUAUGAUGUUCGAUAAACAAUGCCAAUUUCCAAAUUUUUCAUGAAUAUGUAUUGUAAUUAUCAUUACAGAAUCACCUUUUUCAAUUGCAGCAUAUCGUCCAAUCCUUCCAGUUUGUAUGA